AUGGCUCCUUCGGCAGAUACAUCAUUCGCCGCCCACGUGGCCAACCAGUUCACCAGCUACGAGAUUGACCGCAAGUCAGCUUCGGGUGAUGUCAUCUACACGACCAGCAAUGGUGCCCCUAUCCCGCACCCAUAUGAAUCCCAGCGAGCGGGAGAGAACGGUCCGCUUCUACUGCAGGACUUCCAUCUAAUUGAUCUAUUAUCUCACUUUGAUCGGGAGCGAAUCCCCGAGCGUGUUGUCCACGCAAAGGGCAGCGGGGCUCAUGGCUUCUUCGAGUGUACGGAUCCCAUUCCGGAGCUCACAUCGGCCGACAUCUUCUCCGCGAAGGGCAAGCGAUGCCCGGUCACGGCGCGCUUCUCGACCGUCGGUGGCGAGUCGGGCUCCCACGACCUCGCCCGCGAUCCUCGAGGGUUUUCAGUCAAGUUCAGGACGGAGUCCGGGAACUGGGAUGCUGUGUUUAACAACACACCCGUCUUCUUCUUGAGAGACCCAGCCAAGUUCCCACACUUCAUCCACACCCAGAAGCGCGACCCAGCUACACACCUGACGCACGCUGAUGACUCGACAAUGUUCUGGGAUUACCUGAGCAAUAACCCCGAGUCCAUUCAUCAGGUGAUGAUCCUCAUGGGUGACCGAGGUAUCCCAGAUGGGUAUCGUAAAAUGCACGGCUAUUCAGGCCACAGUCUCAAGUUCGUCAACAAGGACAACGACUGGGUCUAUGUCCAGAUCCACUUCAAGUCCAUGCAGGGUACCGGUUUUAUCACGCAGGAGGACUCGGCGAAGUACUCACCGGACUACUCCCAAAAAGACCUGUAUGAGGCUAUCGAGAACGGUGACUACCCCAAGUGGACGGUCGAGAUCCAGACCAUGACUCCCAAGCAGGCCGAGGAAGCAUGGGAGACGCAGGGCAUCAACGUCUUUGACCUCACCCACAUCUGGCCCCAGGCCCAAUUUCCGCGCCGAAAGAUUGGCGAAUUUACUCUGAAUGAGAAUGCCGUCAACUACUUUGCCGAGAUCGAACAGGUUGCCUUCAGUCCCUCGCACUUGGUGCCGGGCAUCGAGCCCAGUGCGGAUCCUGUCCUCCAGUCCCGCCUCUUCUCGUAUCCGGAUACUCAUCGUCACCGCAUCGGAGUCAACUACGUGCAGCUGCCCGUCAACGCUCCGCGGACGGGGUUCAGGCACGGGAACUUCCAGCGCGACGGCGGCAUGGCUUUCUACAACCAGGGCGGUCGCUCCAAUUAUCUAUCAUCGAUCGACCCCAUCCAGUUCCGCCCGCGGUCCGUCGAUCUGGACAAGACGCACAGUGAUUUUACCGGCCGUGCUGUCACGUUCUUGUCCGAGAUUCGUCCCGAAGACUUCAACGCGCCGCGCGCUCUGUGGCAGAAGGUGUGGGAUGAACCUGCCCGGGAGCGUUUUAUCAAGAAUGUUUCUGGCAAGAUGGAGCUAUGCAAGAAGAAGGAAAUUAUUCGGCGACAGAUUGCCAUAUUCCGCGAGGUCGACGAAGAUAUUGCCACUCGCCUCGAGAAGGUGACAGGCGAGAAAGGGUACGACGGUAUUGCGAACCUUGAGUUCAACGGGAUAUACAAUGGAAUGACCAAGGAUGUGAAGCUGCGAAACGCCAACGGCGUGAUCCCCCCAGCCGGAAAAGCGACGACGAAGAAUAACGGGGCGCCAACAUACGGAACGCACGGCGGAGCUGCGACAAGGGAGCUGGCCAACGGUCUUCACUGA
This is a messenger RNA of Thyridium curvatum, 1731 nucleotides long. RefSeq lists its product as uncharacterized. The transcript is spliced from 2 exons. Gene Ontology annotation, biological process: response to hydrogen peroxide; hydrogen peroxide catabolic process. Lineage: Eukaryota; Fungi; Ascomycota; Sordariomycetes; Thyridiales; Thyridiaceae. The record is from RefSeq and is a predicted model, not a curated record. Gene Ontology annotation, cellular component: cytoplasm; mitochondrion; peroxisome. Gene Ontology annotation, molecular function: catalase activity; heme binding. Bases 1 to 1731 code for a protein of 576 amino acids.